Messenger RNA from Pelagomonas calceolata, 2625 nucleotides. NCBI's taxonomy places the organism in Eukaryota, Pelagophyceae, Pelagomonadales, Pelagomonadaceae. The record is from the annotation of a GenBank genome assembly.
CAAUUAUUUUUUUGGUAAGACCUUGGUCAGAUUGCUGCUCGCCACAGCCGUUUGUUCAGCGUGCUGACGCGCGCUUUGUAGAAGCAUCGCUGCAUCCGAGUGCCCGGGACAGCGAAACUGCACGCCAAAAACGCGGAGGCCUCACUUUUAGCCCCAGAAUUUGUCGAUAGUCGACAAUGCUCCGCCGCCUCGCCGCCGUCGGCGGCCGGCGCGCAACGGCGAGGCCGCUCUCCGCCCUGCCGCGCAGCGACGACGACGACGCGCCCUUCUGCUCCUCGACCGCGGAGCAGCCGCACGCCACGUACCCGCGCUUGUUCAGUCCCCUCACCUUGCCGUGCGGCCUUGAAAUCAGGAACCGGUCUUUGAUGGGCUCGAUGCACACCGGCUUGGAAGAGCACAGAGGCCUCAAAGAAAUGGCCGCGUUCUACGCGGAACGCGCGAAAGGCGGUGCUGGACUCAUUGUUACCGGAGGCGUGGCUCCCAAUAGGGAAGGCUGGGUGCUGCCGCUCGCGGGCAAGAUGUCGACUGUAGCCGAGGCCGAGGAGCACAAAGUCGUUACUGAUGCGGUCCACGAGAACAACGGUAAGAUCGCCUUGCAAAUACUACACGCGGGACGGUACGCCUACCACCCCUUCGCCGUCGCUCCGUCCAAGAAGAAGGCACCAAUUAACGUGGUCACGCCGCGGGCUUUGUCAGAAAAAGACGUACAAUCUACUAUAGACGACUUUGCGCGCACGGCAGCGCUAGCGAGGAGCUGCGGCUACGACGGUGUGGAGAUCAUGGGCUCGGAGGGUUAUCUGAUAAACGAGUUCCUGGCCGAGCGCACGAAUCAACGGGGAGAUGCGUAUGGCGGGUCCUUCGAGAACCGGAGUCGUUUAGCUCUAGACGUGGUACAAGCCGUAAGAAAAGCCGCGGGCCCGGACUUUGCGGUGGUCUUCCGGCUGUCCAUGCUGGAAUUAGUUGAAAACGGCAUGGCCUUCGGCGAGGUCGUCGAGCUAGCUCAUUUGUUGGAUGCUUGUGGUGUGGACAUCCUCAACACGGGCAUCGGCUGGCACGAAGCUAGGGUGCCGACGAUCGCCACUUGUGUUCCUAGAGGUGCGUUCGCGUUUGCGACUACUAAUGUGCGAGAAGCUUUGUUAUCAAAGUACGGGCAAGCACCGCUCAUGUGCGCCACGAACCGCAUCAACAGCGCCGAAACGUGCGAAGACGUGCUGGAGCAAGGUGCGGACGUCGUUUCCAUGGCGCGGCCCUUCCUCGCCGACUCUAGCAUUAUCGAGAAGGCCUUUCAUGGAAGGGAGGAUGAGAUCAAUACGUGCAUUGCCUGCAACCAGGCUUGUUUAGAUCAUACCUUCAAGAUGAUGCCCGUGUCGUGCCUGGUGAAGCCCUGCGUGGAAAUCAAACAGUGAACGCCGUCGAGCAGACGCAAUUACGAGGAUGACGUCGCGUCGAUGGCGUGGGGCGCCCGAAAUUCGAUAUCCACACAGGUCAACCCGCGCGCCGGCCACGAGACGUCGCUCGAGUUGACGAGGACGGCGACGCCUCUGAAGGUUGCCGUCGUCGGCGCCGGGCCGGCGGGCUUGAGCGCGGCGUGCGCUCUCGGUGAACGGGGCCACCGCGUGACGCUGUUCGAGCAAUCGGAACGGGUGGGCGGCCAGUUCCUGCUGGCCGCGGCGGUGCCGGGCAAAGAGGAGUUCUGGGAGACGCUGCGCUACUUUCGCACGAUGCUCGACGUGCAUUCUGUGGAUGUGCGGUUGAAUACGUAUGUGGAUGCGUCGACCGUGAAAGACUUUGAUAGGGUAGUGGUGUCGACGGGCGUGCGGCCGCGGGUCGUCGAGGGCCUCGCGUCGUCGGCGAACGUCCGCGUCCACUCGUACGCCGACGUGCUCUCGGGCGCGACAAAAGUCGGCCCGCGCGUCGCCGUCGUCGGCGCGGGCGGGAUUGGAUUCGACGUGUCCGAGUUCCUCACGCACCGCUCGGGCGACGACUUCUACGGCGAGUGGGGCGUCGACCUGUGUAGAAAGCAACCAAUGUGUUGGGUACGCUCAUUCGAAGCACCGCGACAAUUUGAUCUCCACACAGGCGUCGACACCGCGCCGCGCGGCUCGGGUUUAGCUGAGCCAUCGAAUGUGGCGCCGCCGCGGACUGUGUACUUGCUCCAGCGCAAGGCGACGCCGCUCGGCGCCGGAUUGGGCAAGACGACGGGCUGGAUUCACCGCAAGGCGCUGCGCCAGCGCGGCGUCGACUUCCUGCGCGGCGUGACGUAUAAACGAGUCGAGGCCGACGGUUUCCGCAUCGAAGUGGCCGGCGCGGAGCGCGUCCUCGACGUGACGGACGUCGUGCUCUGCGCGGGCCAGACGUCCGUCGACGACUUGUUCCGCGAGCUCCGGAAUGAUCCAAAAUUUCCAGUGUAUGCCAUCGGCGGUGCCGAGCACGCCGGCGAGUUGGACGCCAAGCGCGCCAUCGACCAGGGCGUGCGCCUCGCGACGCGGAUCGAGGACGCCGCGCCCGGAUCCGUGUUCGGCAUGCCGGUCGGGUGGCAGGCGGGCGCGCUGGAGUGGCUCCAGCGGAACGUCAUGAAGAAAUGAGUCCUCAGGCUGUGUUUAUAAUGUGCUCUUUUUAACCUGU